AGGGAAAAAAUUCGAAUCCGCACCUAUCAAAACUGAUUUCUCUAUCUCUCCUCUUUCACCCCUAACCAUAAACCAUUCUCUGUCCUCUCCUAUGCACCGCCGCCGCCGCCGCCGCCGCCGCCGCCGCCGCCGAUCACCCUUUGUCGUUGCCGGCACCGACGAGGCAAUCAGUUAUCUUACAUAUUUAUAUUAUUAUAUCUAACAUAAAAGAAAAGAGAGACCUUUAUUGACUCGCUGCAUCUUCAUCUGGUCUUCCUGCUUAUCCUAACAAUGAAGGACUUUGUAUUAUCAAAGAAAAAAACAAUGAAGGACUUUGUAUUAUCAAAGAAAAAAACAAUGAAGCACUUUGAUUUUGGUGUCAGAGACUUCAAAGGUUUGAAGUUAUUAUUCUCUGGGAUGAGCUGAACUGGAGAGCAAGUUGUUAAAAGUUGUGAUUUUUCUAACUAAAGGUUCAAUUACUGUUAGGAUUGAAGCAGUGCACAAGACGAUGAAGAACCCUUAUGCACCAGUAUUGAAGAGAUGUGGGAGCCAGAUGCAAGAUCACUCGUUCCAGUGGAAGCAGUGCAAGUCCGCAGACAGGCUCAGCGAGCUGCCGGAUGAUGUACUUGUGUUAAUACUAUCUCGACUGAGGCUUAAGGAAGCAGUGAGGACUAGUGUUUUAUCUCCAAGGUGGAGAAAUUUGUGGACAUACACAACUGGUACCUUGGAUUUUCAUUACUCAGAAGAGUCUUCUUUUUUGGAGAGAUGUUUACGCAUGUAUCACCCAAUAUGGUCCAGACGACUUGAUGACAAGCACUCAUUUUCUGAGAAAAGAUUAUACUUCAUACAAUGGGUCAAUCGCGUCUUGAGCUUGCAUCAGGGUCGAAGCAUUGAAGAAUUUGAGGUGUUUGCCAAAUUGCACGGAACAAUAGGAGAAGAAUAUAUAAAUAAGUGGGUGAAAUUUGCUCUUGGAAAGAGAGUCAAAAGGCUUAAGCUGGAUUUUCCAGCCGAAAUCACUUCUAGUUGUGUAGAUUUUACCAUCACCAACCCCUUGCUCCGAAAAUUUGAAUUGCAUCUUUCUUCUCUUAAGGUGCUUUCUUUGAAUAAUGUAGAGGUUACAAGUCAGGCUAUACACUACGUUCUGCUCAAGUGUUCUGUUCUCGAAGAACUACACGUUGAGCGUUCUGUUUCCCUUUCGAAGUUGAAAGUCCCUGGUCCCUUGCCCCAACUCAAAUGCUUGAAGAUUAUUUGCUGUCGCAAACUUAAGUGGAUGGAGAUCCAUGCCAUCAAUGUUGCAUCAUUUACUUAUGAUGGGCACGACAUUCCCAUAACUUUUAAGACAGCCCCACAACUGGUUAAUGCUUCUCUUUGUGGCUUCUAUGCUUCCUACUUUGUUCAAAACAUCGGGAAAUACUCUAGCUAUAUUAAACAUGUGGAAUCGCUCAUGCUGGAAUUAUCGUGCUCAGAUAAAUACCUGAGUGAUGAAGUUACCUGAACUACCUGUCCUUAAAAAUCUAAGAGUAUUGGAGAUAGCAGUGAGAGGAUUCAGUGUUGAGAACACUUAUAACUGCUGUGCUGCUUUUCUGAAAAACUGUCCACUGCUGACAAGACUUUCACUUUCGGUUACUCCAAAUUUCGUUGGUGAUUACAAGAAGGAUUGGUGGACUACAGGAAGCUCAGAGUGUCUUCACAACCAACUCAAGGUGAUUGAACUAGUGAGGUUCAAUGGGGAUGUUCAAAGAGUAGCACAAGUGCAUUACUCCAUACUUAGGGAUCUCCCCUCAUUGAAUCAGGUGAUUUUACGUCCAAGCCCCACAUGGGAAGUACAUUAUCCAAAUAUAAAAGAUUUGUCUAACAACUUGAAGAUGAUGCAUCCCAAGGCUCAGUUGAUUAUACCAUCUUAAUUAUUAUUAUUAUUAUUAUUAUUAUUAUUAUUA
Molecule: messenger RNA, 1916 nt
Organism: Beta vulgaris subsp. vulgaris (sugar beet)
Lineage: Eukaryota; Viridiplantae; Streptophyta; Magnoliopsida; Caryophyllales; Amaranthaceae
Product: F-box protein At5g03100
Exons: 6
Coding region: 488-1474 (328 amino acids)
Molecular function (GO): protein binding
Source: RefSeq, a predicted model, not a curated record